This is a messenger RNA of Bubalus bubalis (water buffalo), 1371 nucleotides long. It is a transcript of the gene TGFBR3L, whose product is annotated as transforming growth factor beta receptor 3 like. The record is from RefSeq and is a predicted model, not a curated record. NCBI's taxonomy places the organism in Eukaryota, Metazoa, Chordata, Mammalia, Artiodactyla, Bovidae.
AUGGGUACUGGGGGGCUGGGCUGGGGGCUGAGCCGUGGGGGCUCAAGCUACCACCCGGGAGAGACUAGUCCCAAAGUCACCAGCCACCAGCCACCCCCUCUCAACCAGGCAGAGGGCAGAGUGGGCAGCCAGGGGCCUGGGGCGGCCUGGCCUAGCCCAUCGGCCCACCACCCCUUCUCAGGCCGCCACCAGGCCAGCAUGCUGGGCACUGUGCUCCUGCUCCUGGCCCUGCUCCCGGGGACCACCACUUUGCCCAGCGAGCCAGCUGAGCCGAGCGCAGGUGAAUCCUCCACAACUGCAUCCGUCUUCCAAGGAAGGCAGGGGAGGCGGGGAGGUUGGCUGGGGGGACCAAGAGACAGCGCGUCCUCCCUGUCCUGUGGCCCUUUCUCCCCGCCAGAGCCCCCGUUCUCUGCGGCGCCCGGGCCCUGGCUGCGCCGACCCCUUUUCAAUCUGGAGCUGUCGGACGCGGAGGACGUCUUCCCGCGCCGUGCGGGGCCGCUCGAGGUCCCAGCGGACAGCCGCGUGUUUGUGCAGGCGGCCCUGGCCCGUCCCUCCCCACGCUGGGGCCUGGCCCUGCACCGCUGCUCCGUAACACCGUCCUCGCGCCCGGCCCUGGGCCCCGCCCUGGCGCUGCUGCGCGGGGGCUGCUCCGCCGACUCCUCGGUCACCUUCCCGCCACCGCGGCCGCUCCUCGGUGCCGCCGGUCCUGCGCGUUUCAGCUUCCGCCUGCGCCCUGUCUUCAACGCCUCUGUGCAGUUCCUGCACUGCCAAUUGAGUCGCUGCCGCCGCCGCCGCCUCCGCCAAGCCCGCUGGACGCCUGCGCCUUUGACGCUGCCUCCACUGUGGCCGUGUCUGCCUCAGGAUGAGGCGUGCGCAGGUGCCGGCAGUGGCAGCGAUGAGAGCCUGGGUGCUGACAGCCCCCACCUGCACACACUGACGCAGCCCAUCGUGGUGACCGUGCCACGGCUGCCCCCCAGGCUACCCAAGGGCUUCCCCGGCAGAGCUGUGCGCCCCGAGUCUCCCGCGCCGGCCCCGGAGGCCCUGGAGCCCGCGCCGGUGGUAGCGCUAGUGUUGGCCGCUUUCGUGCUGGGCGCCGCUGUGGCCGCCGGCCUCAGCCUCGUGUGCGCGCACUCAGUGCCCCAACUCCCCGGUCAGCCCCCGAGAGUCUCGCCCAGCAGCCCCCCGCCCAGGAGGCCCCAGUGAGGCAGAGAUGACGCGCCCCCAGCAAGGUCCGAAGACAAACCAGCCACGGCCUCGUAUCAGGCCCGCCUCGGGGGACUACGAUACUCGAUGAGACUACGAUCGCUGCGCCCCGCCCUCCUUGCUUCUCCCACCCUCCCACCUGGGCCCAAAAUAAACUUCUGGUCUGGA